AUGUUCCCAGAUGAAACCCAUCAAUUUAAAGCAAUACUACAUUUAUUGUUGCAGUUUGGAUGGACCUGGGUUGGGUUAGUUUGUCUGUUUGAGGAAGAUAGGGACAGGUUCAUUCAAAAGAGACUUCCCAUGUUUUCAGAGAGAGGAAUCUGCUUUGACUUUUCAAUAUGUCUUCCCCAAAUGGUGUAUGGUAGUAAAGCUGCUGAAAUGAUGGAAAAUGCAGAAAAAAUAUUCAGAGUGAUUAUGGAGAGUACGGUCACUGCAGUCAUUUUCAGUGCUGAAAUUACAGGCAUGAUUCUUUUGAGACUAAUGAUCAAUUUUUUCAAUUUUGAUAAUAUUCCAAAAGAGAGACAGGCCAAAAUUUGGAUCAUGACAGCCCAGACGGAAUUCACAUCCAUUCUGAUGCAAAGACACUUCCACAUUGAUUUUCUUCAUGGUGCUCUUUCCUUUGCAAUUCAUUCAAAGGAGCUGACUGGAUUCCAACAAUUUAUGCAGAAGAGAAACCCAAACUUUGACAAAGAAGAUGGCUUCAUUAGGGCUUUCUGGAAAGAUGCAUUUGAAUGCUCCUUUUCCAGUAAUAUUACAGAUGAGAAUGCUGAAAGGAUCUGCACUGGAGAAGAGAAGCUGGAGACUCUUCCUAAUUCUGUCUUUGACACCACCAUGAAUGGACAUAGUUACAGUGUCUAUAAUGCAGUCUAUGCUGUGGCACAUGCUCUGAAGGCCAUGCGCUCUGCCAAAUUCAAAGGGGAACGAAAAAUAAAUGAGAGGAGAUGGAAGCUCUUCCUCCAAUCACCUUGGCAACUCCACCAUUUCUUACAACAAGUCUCCUUUAACAACAGUGCUGGUGAACCGGUUUCUUUUGGCCACAAUGGAGAAUUAGAAACUGGACUUGAUGUUUUCAAUUGGGUCACAUUUCCAAACAAGUCAUUUCUGAAAGUCCAAAUCGGAAAAAUUGACCCCAUGGCUCCCCCAGACAAGUUCCUCACCAUUUCUGACAAGGAAACCGUUUGGCCUCUCAUAUUUAACCAGACAUUACCUCUUUCCAUUUGUAACAAGAAGUGUCUUCUUGGCCAUAGCAAAAUGAAAGUGGAAGGAAAAUUAUCCUGCUGCUAUGACUGUAAAAUAUGUCCAAAAGGGAAAAUAGCUGAUCAAUUGGACUUAGAUGACUGUUUCCCAUGUCCAGAGGAUCAAUAUCCAAACCAGGAUAAGGAUAGUUGCCUUCCAAAAAGUAUAAUUUACUUAACUUAUCAAGAACCUUUGGGGAUUUCUUUGGCAGUGAUUGCAGUCUCCUUUUCUUUCAUCUCAGCUGCAGUGCUUGGGAUAUUCAUGAAAUAUCAGGACACACCUAUUGUUAAAGCCAAUAAUAGGAACCUCACGUAUAGCCUUCUUGUUGCUCUCCUGCUCUCUUUCCUUUGCAGUUUGCUCUUCAUUGGGAAACCUGACCAAGUGAAAUGUCUCUUGAGACAAACUGCUUUUGGCAUCAUCUUCUCUGUAGCUCUUUCUUGUAUAUUGGUGAAAACAAUCAUAGUGGUCCUUGCUUUCAUGGCCACCAAGCCCGGAUCCAAAAUGAGAAAAUGGGUGGGGAAAAGGCUGGCUAUUCCUAUUGUCCUAUCUUGCUCCCUGACACAAUUCUGCAUUUGUGUGGUGUGGCUCAUAAUUUCUGCUCCCUUCCCAGAUUCUGACAUGCAUUCCCUGGCUGACAAAAUUGUUCUACAAUGUAAUGAAGGUUGCACCACAAUGUUUUAUGCUGUCCUUGGCUUUUUGGGGUUCUUGACUGCUGUCAGUUUCACUGUGGCCUUCCUAGCUAGGAAUUUGCCUGACAGCUUUAAUGAAGCCAAAUUUAUCACCUUCAGCAUGUUGGUCUUUUGCAGUGUCUGGGUGUCAUUUGUUUCCACCUAUUUGAGUACCAAGGGAAAAUACAUGGUGGCUGUGGAGAUCUUCUCCAUUUUGGCUUCUGCAGCUGGAUUACUUCUCUGCAUAUUUUCCCCCAAAUGCUAUAUCAUUCUGCUGAGACCUAAUCUGAAUAAGAAGGAGCAACUAAUGAAAAAAUGAAGCUUUUAAUACCAUACCCUUUGAAGAAAUCAAAUUAGUUGCUUUCAAGAUAUAUGACUUUUUCUCCAAUUUGAGGUUUGGCAUUUUCCCUUCCGUUGCUACAUCAAAAGGAUGAGAUGUUUGCAAAAGAUGGCAAGAUAACUGCUUUUCAGUUUCCCUGAUAAAUUACUCUUAUUCGUAAUGACGACUACUCCACCUUUGCCUUCUAAUUUAAUUAUGAUGUCACUGUUAUUUCUAUGCCUUGGAUGACAUCUAAUUCUGCCUAUGGAGAUAAUGCAUAAAGCAAGCAUUGAUUAAGCCUGAUGCAGAAGGCAAUAAUAGUAAACAUACAAUUUAUUUUUUCAUUCAUCUCAGGAUGUUUAAUAGUUUGCAUUAAAAUUUACAUCACUUUACAUCUUCGAGUAUCGCUCCUAUUCUGGUGAAUGUAUACAUGUAGAAUUUUGGACAGUUUAUUUGUUUUUAUUGAAGGAGAUGAGUUUUGCAUUUUGGAUUCAUUGUCUACUCCUGGCAAAAUCCUGAUGUAAUUGAGAUUCCAGGGACAAGAUGGCAUAGACAUUAAUAAUAGCAGCCUAUUAAGACAAUUACAAGAAUUGCAAAUUUAAAGGAAAUAACAAAGAAAUACAACUACAGAUAAGUAUGUGCAAAGGGAAUCUUGGUAAACUGCAGGUAAAUAGAGGGAAAAGACUUUUACAGGUGAUAUUCCUCAGGAAAGGGAAGGCUGGGCAUAAGAAGAAAAAGAUUCAGAUCAAGAUUGUUUUCCUCAGUUUUGCUAGAAAUAAGUUGAUCUUUAAAAUGUUUUUAAAUUUUCAAGGUUUUUUUACCAUUUACUUCACCCAAAAUAAACGUCAGUCCAAAAACCGAGGCAUUCCUAUUUUUCAACAUGCCAAUUUUGAAAGUUUUACAGAAUGCAAUAGUAUGGCUAUAUAUGUCAUCAUCUUCUGUGCUUCUCUAGAGAAGAAGAACUUAUGUCAACACAAUGUCAGAAUCCAACACUUGAAAAAAUUCAAGACACUUUUAAAAAAUAUUUAUUUCUUGAGGUCUAAUAUUUAUCUACUAUCACCAUGAUCCACAUUUGACACAUCAUUAUGGCUCAAAUAAUUUUAAAUUGCAGAAAGAGACAUGAAAAAUUCUUAAACAUAUAUCCAAGAACCAUUUCAUAUAGUAAUCAGAUAGUAUUACAUGAGGAAACCGUAUCCCAACCUCAAAGUUCUAUGGGAACAGCCAAGAAUUCAUGCCUUUCCUGAAUCUCAAAAGGGUUAGGGCCAUAAAAUCUCCAGGUAAUGCUGUUCCAUACAUGGAAGAAAACAUUUGGAAAAGGCUACUCUUCAAUCCUGACUCAUGGCAUUUCCUAAGAGAAGGUGCACACAGGAAGCAAAUUGUUCCAGAUCUCAUAGGCAAGGCAGACAUAAUUAGAAAAAGGGGGUCCAUAGUUGCCCUAUUCUUCACCCUGCUUAGCUUGAAUUGCAACCAGUGUAAUAAUCAAUGUACUUCUAUUAUAUAAAUUAAAAACAAGAGAUUGUUCAGCAAUUCUAUAUUUUUGUAUCCUUUUUUCUUCUCUUUCUAUCCCUAAUCCUACAUGGACAAUGAUACCUUAUUAAGGAGAUGCAGCUAUUCAUGUAAUUUUAAUUCAAUAUUUGUAUGCUUACACCACAAUUCUCUCUCCCUCUCCCUCCCCCCUCUCUCUCUC
Molecule: messenger RNA, 3739 nt
Organism: Thamnophis elegans (Western terrestrial garter snake)
Lineage: Eukaryota; Metazoa; Chordata; Lepidosauria; Squamata; Natricidae
Product: vomeronasal type-2 receptor 26-like
Exons: 4
Coding region: 1-2052 (683 amino acids)
Biological process (GO): G protein-coupled receptor signaling pathway
Cellular component (GO): membrane
Molecular function (GO): G protein-coupled receptor activity
Source: RefSeq, a predicted model, not a curated record